AUGGCCGCGGCCUCGUCCAGCGCACGCGCGCGCCACCUGCUAGCUCCCGCCGCCUCCUGGCUGCGUCCCGCCAUGUCCCCUGCUGCGCCCCGACCCUGCACGUCGCGUCCGUCCUCCCGCGACGCUCACUGCUGCUGCGGCCCGAGCUCCACGCCAGCCGUCACCCGCCUUGCCGCAGCACGCACCGCGCCGACCGCGCCUAUCGGGCUCCGACCCCAGUGCCCCGCUGCCCACCUCACCGUCGGCGUUCCCCUAGCGCCGCUCGUCGUAUCCGGCGCCGCCUCGACCCCGUCGCUCGCCUCCCCGUCCUCACCCCUCCUCGUGGAUCCGGGCGCGACCUCGACGCCACCACGCACCGCCGUCGCCGAGCGCCGUUCGCCGGAGCCGUCAACCGUCGCCGCCGUCAUCCUCAUCUCCCCCCGAGCAGCUUCACCAAGCCUCACCGCCCCUCGACCCUACAACGCUGGUGAGGCCACCGGCCUCCUCUCCCCUCUAUCUCUGUCACCGGCUCCGUCCACCCGCGCGCUCAUGGCCGCGGCCUCGUCCAGCGCACGCGCGCGCCCUCGCCGUCCCGCACGCGCGCGCCACCUGCUAGCUCCCGCCGCCUCCUGGCUGCGUCCCGCCAUGUCCCCCUGCUGCGCCCCGACCCUGCACGCCGCGUCCGUCCUCCCGCGACGCUCACUGCUGCUGCGGCCCGAGCUCCACGCCAGCCGUCACCCGCCUUGCCGCAGCACGCACCGCGCCGACCGCGCCUGUGCCUCGCCCACGCCUUGCGCCUCCCCACAUGCCACCGCUCGCGGCUCCACCGGCGUCCGCCACCACGCCGCACUGACCUCCCCACGCGGCUACCUCCGCUCACCUCCCCCCCGUGCGCCGUUCUGCACCUCUCCAACUGCUCGCCGGUCGCCGUUCCGGCCGCGGCCACCGGCCUCCCCUGUUCCGGCGCCCUGCCGGGUCCGCCCGCCCCUGGGCGUGUGCGCCCGCUCGGGCCGCGCGGCGCCCCGUGCCCGCUAA
This is a messenger RNA of Aegilops tauschii subsp. strangulata, 1014 nucleotides long. NCBI's taxonomy places the organism in Eukaryota, Viridiplantae, Streptophyta, Magnoliopsida, Poales, Poaceae. The record is from RefSeq and is a predicted model, not a curated record.